This is a messenger RNA of Xyrauchen texanus (razorback sucker), 2158 nucleotides long. RefSeq names its product ATP-dependent DNA helicase PIF1. The record is from RefSeq and is a predicted model, not a curated record. Bases 54 to 1973 code for a protein of 639 amino acids. The transcript is spliced from 13 exons. NCBI's taxonomy places the organism in Eukaryota, Metazoa, Chordata, Actinopteri, Cypriniformes, Catostomidae. Gene Ontology annotation, biological process: DNA repair; telomere maintenance. Gene Ontology annotation, molecular function: DNA helicase activity; ATP hydrolysis activity.
AUUAUGAACAGAUGAUGCUGUGACUCGCUCCAUAAGUCCAUAAGAAAGGCAAAAUGUUGACAGACAUGGACCCAGCCGAGCUUCGGUGCACCGUGGCCGUGGAGCGUUUGAAUCCAGCCGGCCAAGCCAUCAAACGCCAGCACAUCCGCAAAGCCACCGUCACAUUAGGCCGCAACGAGUUUCAGGAGAUCAUCCUGCGCGUCCACGAUGGGAAAGCUCCUCAAAGCUUCAUGCUGCGUGAUUUCCAGCUUUUUACUCGCUUCGCAAAGGAUGGAAAGUGUACAGUUAAAUUCGUACCACAGAACACGCAGGUUCUUAUCUCUGACUGUCCGCCGGAUCGGUUAAAAAUGUUUCUGAAGACGCUCAACAUCAAACACCAGGCGUCCCAGAGCAUCAAACCCAUGAGUGAUGGAGCCAAACUACGAGCUGGCCUUCCUCGAAGCUUUGAGACCAUUAGUCCUCUCCAGCUGAAAGAUGUGCAUAAGGCAAACGAGCUGAGAAGUAAAGUGAACGCCUCAAUCCAACACAAAGGUCCCUCUGAGUGUUCUGUCAAUAAGACCUUGUGUGAAAGAAAACAAAUAAAAAGACCCAGACCUGAUUGUGACACUAGUCCGGUUAAAGCACUUCACCCCAAUAAAAAGCCAAUCUUGGUUCUGCCAUUGACACAAAAGCUGAGCAAAGAACAGACUGCAGUUCUCAAUGCAGUCUUGAGUGGCAAGAAUGUGUUUUUCACAGGCAGUGCAGGUACGGGGAAGUCCUUUUUGCUCAAGAGGAUUGUAGGCUCUCUGCCUCCCAAAAGCACAUAUGCAACCGCAAGUACUGGUGUAGCAGCAUGUCACAUAGGAGGGACCACGCUGCACAAUUUUGCAGGUAUUGGGUCUGGCUCUGCUCCUCUUGAACAGUGUCUUGAGCUUGCUCAACGUCCCGGGGUGCUGCAUCACUGGACUUCCUGCAAACACCUCAUUAUUGAUGAGAUCUCAAUGGUGGAGGCCGAGUUCUUUGACAAACUGGAAGCCAUAGCCAGAUCCAUCAGAAGAUCCAAUGAACCGUUUGGAGGGAUUCAGCUGAUAGUUUGUGGGGACUUUCUUCAACUUCCACCAGUCACAAAAGGAAAAGAUAAGCCUAACUUUUGCUUCCAGUCAAGAAGCUGGCGGAAGUGUAUCCAUAUGAACAUGGAGCUGAUGGAGGUGCGCAGACAAACAGACAAGGCCUUCAUCGCUCUGCUUCAGGCCGUGAGAGUGGGCAGAGUCACAGAGGAAGUAACUGCACAGCUACUGAAAAGUGCCAAUCACCGCAUUGAGAGGGAUGGUAUCCUAGCAACCAGGCUGUGCACACACAAGGAUGACGUGGAGCUCACAAAUGAGAAUAAACUGAAACAGUUACCUGGGCCUGUUCGAGUGUUUGAAGCUUCAGAUAGUGAUCCUAUGCUGGUUCAGACCAUUGAUUCACAAAGUCCAGUUAUUCGACUUUUGCAGCUGAAAGUUGGUGCUCAGGUCAUGCUCACUAAAAACCUGGAUGUCCAAAGGGGUCUAGUGAAUGGGGCAAGAGGAGUAGUGAUUGACUUCCAGCCAGGCAGUCAAGGUCUCCCUCGUGUGCGAUUCCUCUGCGGGGCUGUUGAGGUAAUGAAGAGAGAGCGCUGGAUGUUUAAAGCAUCAGGGGGGCUAUACCUGAGCCGACAGCAGCUGCCACUCAAACUGGCCUGGGCCAUUUCAAUCCACAAGAGUCAGGGCAUGACUCUGGAUUGCGUGGAGAUCUCUCUGGCACGUGUGUUUGAGAGCGGCCAGGCUUAUGUUGCUCUGUCCCGGGCUCGGAGUCUGGAAGGCCUGCGUGUGAUGGACUUUGAUCCACGAGUGGUGCAGGCCAACCAGAACGUGCUGCUCUUCUAUAAGAAACUGAGGAAGGAGAGGCUCCUCAUGCAGUCCUCAAUGGAAGACUUUGUAAGACAAAGCAAUAAGGAGAAUGACUGUUGGUGAUGAGGAGACUUGAGGCUACAGUUUUCAUAUGCACUGUGUGCAUGGAUAUUUUAAGAAGAUUUGAAAUUGUGUUUUUUUUUAUUAUUAUUUUUUAGUUUUCUUAUGUGGUAAAUUAUGAUAUCAUGUUUCCAUGCUUUUCUUUCAGUUGAGCAAAUUAAUAUUUAUUUUUACAAUGACUGCUUGAA